Humulus lupulus (European hop) is the source of this 1176-nucleotide messenger RNA. RefSeq names its product protein CHROMATIN REMODELING 5-like. Gene Ontology annotation, molecular function: ATP binding; chromatin binding; histone binding. The coding region runs from base 1 to 1176 and encodes 391 amino acids. The transcript has 10 exons. The record is from RefSeq and is a predicted model, not a curated record. Gene Ontology annotation, biological process: nucleosome organization; regulation of transcription by RNA polymerase II. NCBI's taxonomy places the organism in Eukaryota, Viridiplantae, Streptophyta, Magnoliopsida, Rosales, Cannabaceae. Gene Ontology annotation, cellular component: nucleus; chromatin.
AUGGCUCCGACCUGGUUGAGUUCUCGUCCCUGUUUUGUUCUGUCUCUAAGCGAUUUUUCGUUCGACGAAUUGGGUCAGGAGAUACGCGAGAAUCGGUUCAAUAUCGAGGCUGCUUGUGUCAGAAUGGCGCCUUCUGUGAAUAGAGGUGAGUGCUUGGUUUUGCCCAAUUUGAAAUUGAAGGUUUUGGUUGAAGCUAUUCGAAUGGUUUUGGAGAUUGUUUAUGAUGAGAGGUUUGUGACGUUUUCUUAUGGUGGUCGAAUUGAAAAGUUAUGCUUGUUUAUACAAGAGAAAAUCAAUGAUAAGAUACUAGUUGAUAUUAUUAAGAGGUUGUUUGAAUGGUUGAUUUCCUUCAUUGUUUUGGCCUUGAGCUCAUUGGGUAGUUUACUUCACUGGGUUUUGAUUUGUGUCAUCUAUGAGGAGGCCCGUGAGGCUGAAAUUUCUGUACAGGGAAAAUUGGUAGAUCCCCAGCGCAAAAAGAGCAAAGCAAGUUUACGGAAGCUUGAUGAGCAGCCUGAAUGGUUGAGGGGAGGAAAGCUGCGUGAUUAUCAGCUUGAGGGUCUGAAUUUUCUUGUUAAUAGUUGGCGAAAUGAUACUAAUGUUAUUUUAGCUGAUGAGAUGGGUCUUGGUAAAACUGUUCAGUCAGUAUCCAUGCUUGGGUUUUUACAGAAUGCUCAACAUAUCCAUGGGCCAUUUCUUAUUGUUGUACCAUUAUCCACAUUGUCAAACUGGGCAAAACAAUUUAGGAAUUGGCUACCUGAGAUGAAUAUUAUUGUAUAUGUUGGUACUCGUGCAAGUCGAGAGGUUUGUCAGCAGUAUGAAUUCUACAAUAACAAAAAUGUUGGCAGGCUAAUAAAGUUUAAUGCACUAUUGACUACAUAUGAAGUAGUUUUGAAAGAUAAAGCUGUCCUUUCAAAGAUCAAGUGGUGCUAUCUGAUGGUUGAUGAAGCACACAGGUUAAAAAAUAGUGAAGCACAGUUGUAUACAACACUUUCGGAAUUUAGCACCAAGAACAAGUUGUUGAUUACUGGUACUCCAUUACAGAACAGUGUGGAAGAUUUGUGGGCCCUGCUUCAUUUCCUUGAUCCAUAUAAGUUCAGGAGUAAAGAUGAUUUUGUUCAGAAUUACAAGAAUCUUGGCUCUUUUAAUGAGAAUGAGGUAUACAACUUGGUUAUUUGA